CGGCAUCGAGGGGGGCUGGGAUUUGCGAUCCGAUUGUGCAACCGUCGUAGUCGUCUUCGUCCGGUUAGUUUGCAACUGAGGCUCGGAAAUGAAGAACGAAGCAAUUUCCUUGGCACUAUCAUCGCUCCUACCGCUCCUGUUUGCAACAGGAUGCAUCGUUCAGGCAGCGGUGGAUAUAUUCUCCGGAAUGGAGUCUUCCACGGAGUUGUCUGCGGAAGCCCCCGAGCCUGAGGCAAUGGAAGAACAUAACCAUGGCCUUCAGACGUGCGUCCCGGACGUCUACGCCGACGAAUCGUUCAAAUUUGACCAUCAGAUUCUUACGCUAGAUACGAUAAACAGUUCGUUGAAGGCGAUUCCCAAGCCGCCUCCGAUGCCAAAGCUUCCGCAGACGUGGAGUCGCUUCACGAACAUUUUCCAGCUGCCCAGAUUCUCCGAAAUGGGCCAGGAGUUCAGGGACAUCGUCGAUCAGUAUCGUACCGUGGUGCAGGCCUACGUCAACCAGUGGAUGGGACUGUUCAAGCAACGUUACCAGUCGUCGGUCGAGAAGGUUCAGGCCACCGUUCGGCGGAUCAAUCAGAACAUUCACGACUCGUUUGCGGAACAUUUUGAGGAGUUCCACGAUGUGUGUCUUCCGGAUACGGACCAGUGCCUUCAAAGCAUGCGCAAGGGUAUUGAGAGUUACGAUCAACGGUUGAACGAGAAUAUGGAGGCUUGCGGGGAGUUUGCAAAGCGUCAGGUGGAACAACACGAGCAGUGGGUGAAGAAUGAGCAGGAGGUUCUGGAAAGGCCGUUUCUGCGGGUGGAGGAUUGUUUCGGUAGAGGGCGCGUUGGAGAGAGUUUGGCAUCGUGCGUGGGUAAUAUGGUGGGAAAUAUUGUGAAAGCCUCGACCGAUGGCCUGAAGCGGUUUUCCAACACCAUGGCAGCGGCAUCCAGAAGCCUGUCGACACGUUUGGGAAAGUUCCAGGAGUGCGUAGUCAAUCGGAAGAAGCUGCUGGACCAGGGUCAGGAGCGGAUUGCCGACCGCGCCAAGAAGUGCCUUCGUCGGAAGCAGACGGGGGCCAAGGAUGGGGAUGUUUUCGGAGGAGGUGGUGACUUUGAGGACGAGGGGGUGUUCUGAUAAUGGUCAGUAGCAGGACAAUAAUGAAGGAAAACAAACGGUGAGGUUAUUAAUAUUAA
Messenger RNA from Aedes aegypti (yellow fever mosquito), 1176 nucleotides. RefSeq lists its product as uncharacterized. Bases 89 to 1117 code for a protein of 342 amino acids. NCBI's taxonomy places the organism in Eukaryota, Metazoa, Arthropoda, Insecta, Diptera, Culicidae. The record is from RefSeq and is a predicted model, not a curated record. The transcript is spliced from 3 exons.